Rosa rugosa (rugosa rose) is the source of this 1266-nucleotide messenger RNA. Its product is annotated as extensin-2-like. The record is from RefSeq and is a predicted model, not a curated record. NCBI's taxonomy places the organism in Eukaryota, Viridiplantae, Streptophyta, Magnoliopsida, Rosales, Rosaceae. The transcript is spliced from 3 exons. The coding region runs from base 1 to 1017 and encodes 338 amino acids.
AUGGAAGCAGCUUCACAAGAAAUCAUCCGUGAUAACCAAGAAGAGGUUAAAGAUGAAAUUGUUCAUGUAGACAUGGUUAUUAAUAAUGAAGAAGUCUUGGAGCCUGAAAUUAAUCAUUCAGAACCAGAUGUCAUUCAAGCAUACAACCUUGAGAGCCGAGAAGAAUCUACUAAGGAUGCUUCUGAAAGCCAAAAUGCAUAUGACAGACUCAUCUAUGGUGUUGGGUUCAUGAUUGUGCCAUCAGAAUAUGCAGAAGAUCUAGCCAAUAAUCCACAAGUUCAAAUGUCUAAUUUUUUCUUAGGGUUUAUCGCUUGUAAACCCCGUUACUUCCGCCUGCGUCAUUACUCCUCUCUUCCACCACCUGCCUCUCCUCCUUACCACUACAAGUCUCCGCCACCACCAUCGCCGCCAGUGCACUACGCACCACCCCAUCAUCCUCACUAUCCUCCCAAGUCACCGCCUAAGCCUCCGGUGUACUCUCCACCAAAGCAUCCUCAUUACCCACCAAAGUCACCACCAUCACCCACACCGCCGGUGUACUCGCCUCCUAAGCAUCCUCAUUAUCCACCAAAGUCACCACCAAAGCCUCCUGUUUACUCCCCUCCUAAGCACCCCUAUUACCCUCCCAAAUCACCACCUAAGCCUCCGGUCUACUCGCCGCCUAAGCAUCCCCAUUAUCCACCAAAGUCACCACCAAAGCCUCCGGUGUACUCCCCUCCUAAGCACCCCCAUUACCCUCCUAAGUCACCACCUAAGCCUCCGGUGUACUCGCCGCCUAAGCAUCCCCAUUAUCCACCAAAAUCUCCACCACCACCACACAAGCCUUACAAGCUUCCUAGUGGUCAUUUCUUUGAGACCCCACCUCCUUCUCCUCCUCGAUCCUCGUUAACGCUACCCUCCUUCUUACGGCUACUAGAUAAUGAGCUUACUUGCCUCCUGGUAACAGUGAAGAGGAAGAAGAAGAGAGACGUCCAAAAUAAAGAAAGGGGUUGUCCAAGGAAAGAACCUUACCAAUAAUGCAUACGAGCAAGAGCAGUAAAGCUACCGAGUCUCCGCGUGUGAUGUGAAUGUUUUUAGUAGUUUUUAUUAUUAAUUAGGAGCAAGUUUCGUCAUCAAUCUUUUCAUUUCCCUGUAUUCGACAGUUGUGGUGCACUUCCUAUGUUCGAUUAAAGAGUUUAUAUAUGUGUAUCCAUGUCGUUUAUUUCAGCUUUUUUCCCAACCGAGACGUACGUGAAUAAUAAAAAUAAAUUAAUUCCAUUUCCCAAA